Grammomys surdaster is the source of this 871-nucleotide messenger RNA. It is a transcript of the gene Fxyd7, whose product is annotated as FXYD domain containing ion transport regulator 7. Bases 160 to 855 code for a protein of 231 amino acids. Gene Ontology annotation, biological process: regulation of sodium ion transmembrane transporter activity. Gene Ontology annotation, cellular component: membrane. NCBI's taxonomy places the organism in Eukaryota, Metazoa, Chordata, Mammalia, Rodentia, Muridae. Gene Ontology annotation, molecular function: sodium channel regulator activity. The record is from RefSeq and is a predicted model, not a curated record. The transcript is spliced from 6 exons.
UUGGACGGGGGCGGGCUCUUCGGGCCCCCAUUGGCUACAGGCCCCCACUCUACCAGGGCUCCCCCACCUUACCCCACCACAUCAGUCUGUCCUGCUUCCAGCUGCUGCAGCCGCGCCUUCACUGCCUCAGCAUUCAGCAACCCCCUGCUCAGGCUCAGCAUGGCCACCCCAACCCAGAGCCCCACAAACGGUCCUGAGGAAACAGAUCCUUUUUUCUAUGACUACGCCACCGUGCAGACUGUGGGGAUGACCCUGGCCACUAUCAUGUUCGUACUGGGUAUCAUCAUCAUCCUCAGCAAGAAGGUGAAGUGCAGGAAGGCGGACUCCAGGUCUGAGAGCCCAACAUGCAAAUCCUGCCUUGGCAACGACGAUCCCCAAAGAGUCUAUUUGUACCCCAGAUCCAGAGACUCAGGCCUCCAGCUCCUGGGAUCCAGGAGUCCGUCCCCAGCCCCCUGGGAUCCUCGUGUCCCUCCCUCCUGCAUCUCCUGGUCUCCUUCUCCAGGACCUUCCCGGCUUACCCUCAGGGUCCACAUCUUGAGCUUAAUAAAUGUGCAUUCGGUUUUCCCCCCGUUCUGUCUGUGUGUUGUCGUCUGUGGGCACCAGAGGACUGGGUGGGAGCUGAGGUGGCUGUCCUGUCCCCUCCUCCCCCUCCUUCUCCCCAAGGGCCUCCUCCUCUCUCCACAUCCUUCCUUCCACACCUCCCCCAAGGGGUCUUCCCUUCUCUGCACCCUUGUCCCCAUCUGCGUCCCUCAGAGCCUCGAGUGGAGGCCACCGCCCUCCGUGCCCCCCCCCCCCCCCCUUCCCCCUCCCCCGCUCCCACCCCUGCCUGUGGGGCCUGGAAACGAGAGGAAAUGACUGAGUCGCUCUGGUC